UCUCUCCUCCUGGUUUUUCUUUUUCCACCUGAUUUUGCCUCCCAUUCAAACUUAUUUUCUCUCUCCAUUUGCUUUGCUUUCCACUUGAUCCUCUGUUUUUAAUGUAUGUUUUCUCUUUCUCCCCUUGAUCUUUUUCAUUCCCUCUCUUGCCUGAUUUUUUUUACCUUUUCUCCCCAUUUUCUCAUCUUUCCACCUGAUUUUCAUUUUCUCAUCUGCCCUGUGAUUUUCUCUCUCUCUCCUUCCACCCGAUUCUCUCAUUCUUCCCCACCUGAUUUUAACCCCCUUUUCUUUCUCCUUGCUACUCUUUCCUCUUCUGGCCAGAGCAUCCUCAGCUACCAUUUGCCUUUGGAGGCUGGCCAUUGCAACUUGGGCGCACCUUCUCCCUGGGCCUCAUGAAUUGCUACUUUGGGGAAGGAGCCCGGCAUCCAACCCUUUUAUUAUUGCCUUGAGAUGGAGCCAGGAUCCCAGACUGACAUGAGAAAGCAUUAAAGGUCUUCAUUUGUGAGUGGGUUUGUCUGCUUUUCAGCUGAAGAGAGUCCCUCCUAAAAAUCUCUUGCAUCAAACCAAACUCUCAGCCUCAGCAGAAAUCACAUUCUAUAUCUCUAGGAACGAGCCAAGAAUAAUAAUAAUACUCAUAUUAAAAAAAGAUCUGUGACAUCUUGAAAGGUCUGACAUCCCUCCAAAAUGAAGAACAGCUGGAAAUCUGCACAUCAACCCCUUAUUUAAAAACCACAAAGAAAAAGCAAAGCCACACUGACUUUUUGAGAGAGAGAAAACCAACGAACUCUUUAAAGUUAAUAUGGAAACCUGAUGGCUUUUUGCUCAGCAUAGAUGCUAAAGAAGGAUGCGGGUGAUUUGGAUCGCUUGGUUGCAAUCUAGAUUCUGCUGUCCCUUUUCUGGAUGUUGAAGGUGGCCUUCCUUUGGCAGGUCUUGCACUUCUGGAGACAGGCCACGUUUCUUGGGAUUGCAGCAUGCGCGCCUCCUCUUCAUUUCUGGAUGGUGUCAUUUCUUUGGGCGUCAAUGCUGCUUCUGGAUAUGGACUGGAUUAAAUAUAUUGGCUAACAAAGACGGUUUUCUGGCAUUGUGCUGCUCUCCAGAGAUUUUUUUUUUUAAAUUCUGGAUAGUUAACAUUGUGUGCUUUUUUCUGGAUUGGAAAGGAUAUGGAAACAAAAUUGUAUACGAUUCCUCAAAGUUUGCAAAAGGCUUUUUGGAUAUUUCUGGAGAGUGCCAUGUCUUGGAAAAUUGCAAAAUUUGAGGUUUUUCUUCAUCUUUUAGUUUCUCUAGAACUUUGCAAUUUCUCUAUAGAAAGAAAUCUGGAUUUUUAAAGGAACUGAAGUUCCAAAGUUUGAUUUUUGCAACUCGUUGCGGAUUGCUAUCGCAAACCUUACAAACUUUCAGCAAAGUACACUGAAUCUGGGCAAUAUCUUUUGCAUUUGGGAGAAAUUUGGAAACCAGACUUCAGUGAAACCAAUAGUCUGGGCUGUGGAAAGCUUUUGCCAAGCAUCUGGAUAAAUUGAUGCCUGUUGCUUUUAUUCUCAGGGGGUUAAAACCUGACCAGCUGGGAUUUUUUAAAAAAAAACCCCACUGUUCUUGAUUUUCUUUCCAUCAUUCUGGAUCUCAGAAGGAAAUUGGGUUAGCCUCUGUGGGAUUUAUAAACAGCCUGUAAAACUGGGACUUUCCAACUGCCUUGCCUUGUGUUGCCAAGAUGAAAACCCAGGAUUUCUGGAUUUCAUGACAUUGCAAAAGCUAUGUCUGUUUUUCUGCCUGUGUCAGGUUGUGUGUGUGUCUAAGGGUUUUUGUUUUUUUUUAAUCUACUUUUGUGAAGGUCUCUCCUUUUGGCUUGCAAUUCCACCCUGCGGUUGCAACACAAUCCCCUGUUCCAACAUGUUGAGUUUACGCCCAGCCUGUCUCAAUCCAUGCAGCCUCCAAGCGGCCAGGCCUUCCCAGAUGGCUUUUCUGGGGCAAUUUUGCUGACCAAGAGCUUUGGGAAAUCUCUUUUUAACAAAAACUUUGGGGAAAGUGGGGGAGAGAGGGACAGAGAGGGAGACAGAAAGAGAGUUGCAAAUUGAAAGUGACUGGACUUCUGAGAAGCCACUUGGAUCAAAGCACAGGGCUUCAUUUCACUGGAAAUCAUUAUAUUUUCAACUUGGCAACCUUGCAAUAUUGUCUUGCCACAACUUUGCCAACUUUUUCCCAUCUCUCCUUUUGUAUCAGUCAUCGCUUCUUCCAAAUGAACUGGAUAUUUUUUAAACAUUUUUUUUUAAAAAAACUGCUAUUAAAUUUCUCAGGAAUCUUUUCUUCUUUUCAGAGCAACCUGCAAUACAAAGUUCACAAAUGCCUCUAAAGAGAAGGUGAUUUUUUUCAGGACUUGUAAAAUAUCAAAGGAAUGGGAAAGGUGUGAUUUGGAUACACUGUUCCCUCUGCGGUUGUCCUUUUCUUCCUCUUUCCUCGGCAGCGUUGGAUCCCCUGCCCUGCCUUUCGAGAAGCAAAAUGUCUGUCCAGCUUUGCCGUGCCCUUUAUGACAACACGGCUGAAUGUCCGGAUGAACUGUCCUUCCGCAAGGGUGACCUGAUGGUUCUUCUCCAGCCGGAAGCCCCAGGCCUCGAAGGAUGGCAUUUCUGUUCCUUGCAUGGCCAACAGGGAAUAGUCCCGGCCAACAGGGUCCGGAUCCUCCCUCAGCCAGCAUCCCCCGGACUGACCCCUUGCCAACAUCAUGCCACUGCUGAGGUUUACCAGGUGCCCAGGAAGGAGGUGGCCUUGGUUGGAAAGGUCUACGAAGUGCCCCAAGAUGAGCAAAGGCAGAAAGAGCGGAGGAAAGAGGAUCAGGAGGUAUAUGAGGUGCCACCACCUGCCCGGCCCUGUCCAUUGCCCCCAGAGAGUAUCUACAGGGUGCCUCGGGGCACCAGAAGAGAUGGGGACCCCACGGAAGUUUACGACGUCCCCUCUUCCGUGCUCAGGGACUCUCCAUCUGACACUUACGACUCGCCUUCUCUUUGCCCGAAGAAAGUGGCCCGUGUGGCCCCACAGCCCACGGCCCCUCCGCCUUCUGACGACCCUUACGACAUUCCUCUCGCCUUCAAAAAACUGUCAAGUCCGGAGGUGGAAGAGGAGGUGGACGACGAAGACUCUGAGGGUCCCCUGGUUUACGCCACUCCAUCCAAUUUACGCCGGGCAUCGGCCUUGCUUAAUUUGUAUGAGUCGCCAGAGGAAGUAUUAGGGGGAGGCAGAGAGGAAAAGGAUGAGGAGGAAGAGGAAGAGGAUGGGGGGAUCUAUGACGUUCCUCUCCUGGUAUCGAGCUCUCCACCCCUUGAAGGGGCACUCCAAGGACUGAGCCUGAGGGAGUCCGGGCCUCCGUCCCGCCCUCGCCUGCCCUCAGCGGAAAGCUUGUCCCGUCGUCCAUUGCCUGCCCUUCCCAGCGAAGAACGGCUGUCGGUGGAGCCCCCUCCACCAUCUCCAAGCAUUGUGAGGAAGGGUAGUAUCCAGGACCGCCCGCUACCUCCACCGCCACCCCGACUGGGGGGUCUUGGAGCAGGGGAGCAGCUGGAGCAAGUCAGGGAUGAUGGACACAAUGAAUAUGAAGGGAUUCGCCUGCCAGAUGAAUAUGACUAUGUUCACCUCAAGGGAGCAGAUAAAAUCCAGCCGAAAGUGACCACUCCUGAAGGGAACCCUGGACUCACGCUACCUACAGACAUUGCUCAGAAUGAAGAAAUGGCACCACCUUCCCCAGAAGACAACCAGCUCCUGCAGUUUUAUACAGGGCAAUGUCAGACUCAUUACACCACCCUACUUUCGGCCAUCGAAGCGCUGCUCACCAGUGCAGGUGCCCAGAAGCCCCCUUGGGUCUUUGUGCCUCAUGGCAAAUUUGUCAUUGUCACAGCACACAAACUGGUCUUUGUGGGGGACACUGUGUCCCGCCUGGCCUCCUCUGCAAUGGUGCGAACAAGGGUGGGGGCUGCCAGCAGUUCUCUCUGCCAGGCACUGAAAGAAGCCGUACGUUCGGUCAAGAAUGCCGCCUUGCGCUACCCUUCUCCUCCAGCUGCCCAGGAGAUGCAAGAGUGCGUGGCAGAACUCUCCCGACAGGCCUUGGCUUUCACCUCCUUGCUCGGCACCUUGGCACCAUCUUGAUGAUUCUGCCCUCUGCGUCUGCUUCGAUUCUUCACCAGCAAACACACAUAGACACAAUGUGAGAGAAAGACAGACACAAGAAUCCCUGGUGCCAAUAAUUCCUACAUCACUUCAGACCUCUUAUUGGGGUUGUGCCCUGUGGACUUCAGCAAUGGUUAUGCCUGAACAUGCCUAUUGGAUAACUCUGGGCCUUGCAUCAGUACCAAUGCUUCCUUUCAGCUCUGGCUUUCAGGACCCAGAAGCACCAUUUUGUGACUCCAGAUGUUCAUGCUUGUCCCCAAUAGCCAUAACUUUGCUCAGUGACAUUCCUUUAGCCCCUUCUUGGCUCCUCUACAAGGACCUAUACCUCACCUUGGACUAGAAAUGGUUUUUCUGAGUACCAAACCUUUGCCCACUUCUUAAUUUUUUAGACCUUGGUCUUUUGCAGGUACAAAUAUGGCUUAGAACCUUUGGCUGUUGUCCUAACCAAAGAGCCUUUCUGAUCUUUGCCCUCUGACCCCAAGGUGCACAUCAUGGCUUAUUUUUCCCCUACCAACUACUUUCCCUUUGAAACGACAGACCUUCAGAAUGGUUCCAUCAACAGUAUUCACAUUCCUGAAAUGUUUCUGCUCAAAAACUUCUGAUGAUGAUAUGGAGUUGUAGACCAAAGACAUGCAUUACACCAACUGAGGAAGGCCGUGAUCACUGCCUUCCCACAAACUUGAUGGCAGUUAUCAGGGGCAGAGCCCCUCAAUAAAAGCCUUAAUGGUAAAGGAGUACUGUAGGUAGAGAAUUUGGGGAAAAUGUCCCUUUUUCAUUCUGUAACAAAGUCUUCUGGAAAGGGUGGAGGAAGGAAAUAUAAAAAAAUGAUGGGAAUAGUUGGUAUAGAGACAACAGAGAAGAUUAAGGAGGUUGGGGACAAGAAUGACCCAGGCAGUGUGAAAGCAAACAAAGAAGGAUUGCCAAAUGCAAAAGGAAGCAAAGAAAUCUGGAGCAGAAGGAAAGAAGCCAAGGGUCAGGAGGAAAUGAUAAAAAAUAGACACUAGAGUAACUGGUCAAGGUAGACUUUAUAUGGCACGCAAUACAGACCACAGAUACGGUCACUUGCAUACUGAAAGGGAUGCACAUGGAGCAUUUGGAGAGCACUGGGGAGAUAAACCAUUGCUAGGGCAGUUGGCAAAGACCCCAUCUGCAGGGACAAGGAAGACAGCCUGACCCACUAAUCAAUUUACUCAGGUCCAUGCCUCCCUUCUCUGAAAUCCCCUUUCUAAUUUUGCAUUCUUUCUUGAGUAGGUGACAACCACAUGUUCACUUGAUAGACAUCCCCCUCCACACACACAAAUAUAAAUACACACAAAGGACCCUUCAUCUCACUUCGUUGCCGGAAGCAAAUGGGGUCAAAACAUCUCUCUCAGGAAAUAUUUGCCAAGUUAUUUUCUAGGUUUGGUCAUAAUAAAAUUGGUGUUAAAAACAAA
Molecule: messenger RNA, 5579 nt
Organism: Sceloporus undulatus (fence lizard)
Lineage: Eukaryota; Metazoa; Chordata; Lepidosauria; Squamata; Phrynosomatidae
Gene: EFS
Product: embryonal Fyn-associated substrate
Exons: 6
Coding region: 2491-4125 (544 amino acids)
Biological process (GO): cell surface receptor protein tyrosine kinase signaling pathway; cell migration
Cellular component (GO): focal adhesion; plasma membrane; cytoplasm
Molecular function (GO): protein binding
Source: RefSeq, a predicted model, not a curated record